Molecule: messenger RNA, 1575 nt
Organism: Caenorhabditis briggsae
Lineage: Eukaryota; Metazoa; Nematoda; Chromadorea; Rhabditida; Rhabditidae
Exons: 4
Coding region: 1-1575 (524 amino acids)
Cellular component (GO): mitochondrion
Molecular function (GO): phosphatase activity
Source: RefSeq, a predicted model, not a curated record
AUGACUGUAGAUAGAAUCUCCAAAGAGGAAUUACUUGCUAACUACGACACAUUCCUAUUCGAUGCCGAUGGCGUCCUCUGGACAGGUGACAUUCCUGUCCCUGGAGCCAUCGAAUGGAUCAAUCUUCUACUCUCCGAUCCUUCCAAAAAAGUUUUUGUGCUCACUAACAACUCCACGAAAACUCUGGAUCAGUAUAUGAAGAAGAUUGAGAAGCUGGGAUUUGGUCAUCUGGGAAGUGACAAUGUAAUCAGCCCCGCUAUCGUCCUCGCCGACUAUCUCAAGAGCAAGCCGGAGAAAUUCGCUGGAGAGAACAUUUAUCUGAUUGGAACCGAAAAUCUCAAGGCAACACUGGAAAACGACGGAGGUGUGAAGUGUUUUGGAACCGGUCCGGAUAGUAUUCGUGAUCACACCGACGGAGACUUCAUCCACCACGUGGAUAUGUCCAUCUCUCCCAGAGCAGUUGUCUGCAGCUAUGAUGCUCAUUUUAGUUAUCCAAAAAUUAUGAAGGCAGCCAACUUUUUGCAAGAUCCAAAUGUGGAGUAUCUGGUCACAAACCAAGACUACACCUUCCCGGGACCAGUCCCAGGAGUUGUUAUUCCUGGGUCCGGCGCCACGUCAGCAUCAAUCACGGCGGUGACUGACAGGCAACCGACAGUAUUCGGAAAACCACACAAACCAAUGGCAGACUUUUUAUUGCGACGAGCCCAGGUGGAUCCAAAGAGAACGGUGAUGUUUGGAGAUCGUCUGGAUACAGAUAUCAUGUUUGGAAACGCCAAUGGACAACUCUCCAUCACCUCUCGUCAGCAGAACAAUGAGACCGAGGAGCCCCAGAAACAGGGAUGGAUCAGCAAGUUGCUCAAGGGACAGAAUACGGAUCCUUCCAGUUGGCAGAAGCAGUCUCACUCGUCGUUGCUCUCGAAUUCCGAGUUGAUGUAUGAGUUCAUGACUCAUAACUACCGUCCAGGAGAGCAAGAUGCGUAUUUGGAUGCAUUCGGAAAGUACAAGAACGAGAUGAAUGCAAAGAAUCCAUCCAUCGAACUCGUUGGAUCAUGGACUUGUUCAUACGGAAGAACUCGUGAUCAGGCCAUUCAUCUGUGGAGACACAACAAAGGAUACGAAGAUGUCGAUUCCUCAAUUGCUCUUCACGGAAAAGACUCUGGAAUUCGUGCGGCCGAUAACGACGUCGCCAGACUCUGUGGUCGCCGUAAGAAUCUGAUAGUGAAGUCGUUCAGCUACUGGAGGGAACCCGAACAACGUCCACCAAACCACGUGUAUGACCUUCGUUCGUAUGUUCUUCAGCCAGGAACUAUGAUCGACUGGGCUUCUGCAUGGGCCAAGGGAAUCCAGUAUCGUCGUGAAGCCAAUCAGGACGUCGGAGGAUUCUUCGCGCAAGUCGGACAGCUUUACGUCGUCUACCACAUUUGGGCCUAUCCAUCUAUGUCGGAUCGUAACGACACUCGUCACGCCACGUGGGCAAAGCCAGGAUGGGAUGCGACUGUUGCCAAUACAGUUCCACUCAUCAAGAAGAUGCAAUCGAAAAUACUCACACCAACCAGAUAUUCGCAGCUCGAAUAA